UCGAGAUGUUUGGAUGCAGAUAAAGAAACGUGUCGGGUAUAUUGUUAAUUUAUUUCAUUUAUUAUGUGUAAUCGAAAAUGAAUAGUCUUGGUUUAAGCUUAAUUUUAAAGAUGGGCUGCAUAUGCUCUAAGGAAACUAUCACGGUAAAUUCAAGGAAUUAUACAGUUCGUGAACAUCUUGGAGAAGGAGGAUUCAGCACUGUACUUUUGGCUGAAGAUGCAGAGACACACAAAAAGUAUGCUAUUAAGAAGAUCAUUUGUCACGGUCUGGAAGACCAGAGGUUAGCAGCAAAGGAAAUAGAGUACCACAAUCUUGUGAAGCAUCCAAAUGUAAUAGAAUGUGUUGAUUCUACUUAUAAAGGAACAGCAGAUCCAAUUGUUAAUGCUACCAGUGAAGUAUUAAUUGUUCUACCUUAUUAUCAUAGAGGUACACUUGCAAACGAAUUAGAAAGACGAGCUAAAACCAAUGAUUAUAUAAGUGCAAUAGAGAUUUUAAAUAUUUUUUUACAAAUAUGCGAAGGUGUAAAAGCAUUUCACGAAACAAAACCAGAUCCUCUUGCUCACAGAGAUCUGAAGACUGCAAAUAUAGUCCUUGGCGAUGGAAGUACACCAAUCAUAAUGGACUUAGGGUCUGUUGCACCUGCCAGAGUCAAGGUUUGUGGUUCACAAGCAGCUCAAUUAUUGCAAGAUACAGCAGCAGAAAGAUGUUCGAUGCCAUACAGAGCACCAGAAUUAUUUAAUGUUGAAAGUUAUUGUAUGGUGGACGAACGAACAGAUAUUUGGUCUUUAGGAUGUAUACUCUAUGCACUCUGCUAUUUUAAAUCACCGUUCGAUGCUGUUUACGAAAGAGGAGAUAGCGUUGCUUUAGCUGUCAUGAGCGCCAACAUUACAUUCCCAGAAGAUGCACCAUACGACGAGGUUGAUAUGCAAAAUCUGAUUCUAUCAAUGUUAAAGGUAAAUCCAAUGGAACGUCCUUAUAUAUACAGUGUUAUAGAAAGUGUACAUGAUCUUAUUGCUAAAUUGGAGAACAGAGUAUAA
Messenger RNA from Dufourea novaeangliae, 1037 nucleotides. Its product is annotated as serine/threonine-protein kinase 16. The transcript has 6 exons. Gene Ontology annotation, biological process: protein phosphorylation. Bases 78 to 1037 code for a protein of 319 amino acids. Gene Ontology annotation, cellular component: Golgi apparatus; cytoplasm. The record is from RefSeq and is a predicted model, not a curated record. Gene Ontology annotation, molecular function: protein serine/threonine kinase activity; ATP binding. Lineage: Eukaryota; Metazoa; Arthropoda; Insecta; Hymenoptera; Halictidae.